Messenger RNA from Lactuca saligna, 1053 nucleotides. Lineage: Eukaryota; Viridiplantae; Streptophyta; Magnoliopsida; Asterales; Asteraceae. The record is from the annotation of a GenBank genome assembly.
AUGGCAGAAUCAUCAUGGAGAAUGAAAAGUAAAGAAUCAAAGUCGACAAAGAAGACAAAGUUGAGAUACGUACGUGAUGAAGAAGAGUCCGAUGAUGAUCGUCUUGAGUUAGGAUUGUUGGAUGUUGAACCAUAUAACUUCAAUCCUACAUCUAACUUGUGUAACGACCCUUUUCUUAACAUUUUAUGUGAUGAUAAAAUGUUAAAGAAUAAUCAGUUUGAAGGGGACGAUGGAGCUGAUGUUGAAGACAUUCACCAGGAAGAGCAUGAGCAUGAACACCUUGAAGAUGAAAAUGGCUUGGAAGUGGGUGUCGAGUUUAGGGUGCACGAUCCUAUCGUCAAGUGGAACCAAAUGAAGCCUACAGUUGGUAAGUUAUACGAGUCUCCUACUCAGUUAAGGUUUGCACUCACUAACUAUGUUGUAGCUAAUGGAUACCAACUUUGGUUCAUGAAAAGUGAUAAAAGUAGGGAUGAUUCAUGUCUACUUAUGGUUGACGUUGCUGCAAAUGUAGUCGCUAAAGAAACCAUAAUGAAGUAUAGUGUCUCGGGUGAAAAAAUUCAAGUUAUGACUGAAACAAGUUUACAAGGAGAAGCUUUACUACUCACUCCACUUGAAGAGAAGUUCAUUGUGAAGGUCAAAGAUACACUUGGGCAAAUACUAAGUUGGCCGAGAGACCUAGUUAUUCGAUACUCUGAGUUGGUUUCAAAUGUUGAUUCUAUAAAAGUGCAGUGUGAGAACGAUCUUUUUGGAAGACAUCGGGUGUUGGUUGUACUAGACAUGAAAAUGGCUACUUGCUAUUAUCUUGAUUCCAUGAGUUCUAGCAAUGUCAAUUUACAGUUGAAGCAAAUUAUUGAUUCACAAUGUGCACUUCAACCCGAAGGUACUGAAUGUGGCUACUACAUGUUAAAGUUCAUUAAGGAGAUAGUUCAGGAAGGAAUUGAAGUAUUAGUCAAUGAUAAUGUCGGGGGUGGCAAAGUUCAGUAUAUUGAUGAUGAUAUUGAUGUAAUCCGUAAAGAAUGGUUGUCUUUUGUUACAGGCUUCAUUUAUCAGUGA